ACAUGUUCACGUAACUAUAUACUCCGUAUCUAAAGUUACACAUUAAUAAAACCGCACAAAAAACAAUUCAAAACAUUUACAAACUCUAACCAUCUAUCAAACCCCAAUUGUAAACAUCUAAUACCACUUCAUCGAACGACCCCUAACCAUAAACACAAUACCCGUAACACGUCGCGUGAAAUAUAAAACCAAUUGUUCAACUUUUCUACCCAUAGACCCAUAAUACCCCUUUACAGUAAUUUUUUUACUCUAGCUAGGUACAUUGUAAGAACAAUAAUUAGAUAAAAUAAUCCAAAUUUGUUACCAUUUGGACAAUAUUAUAUGAAUAAUACUCAAUCCUAGUGGAUAGGAACAUAAUCGGAACCAAAAAUAGAAGCAAAUCAUCCAUAAUAUCCCGGAUAACAGGGAAAUAAAUAUCCAUAAUCUCAAAAUCAACGGCUGAAAACAAACACAGAAAACAAACCCAAUAAAAAAGCAGUUCCACAAUAAGUAAAAUAGAGUCUACCACAGAGAAUAGCCUCCCAAAUUCAAAACCCCCUCUGAAAAAAAAUUUCAAAACCCCGCCGUCUCACUCUCUCACCUUCACUCUAUGAAUACCACCCUUUUCACUGCCCUCAUUUUCCACCAUCUUCUUCUUCUUCUUCAACCUCCGCCAUUUUUUCUCUCUCCUCCAAAAAGCUUGAUUGUUUCAUCAAUGGCGACUCCGAAUCCUCUGGUUCACUCCCAGCAACUCCCGUGCGACGGCGAUGGCAACUGCAUGUUGUGCAAGAAGAAGCCGUCGGAGGAGGAGAAGCUGGUGUGUAAGACCUGUGUUACGCCGUGGCAUGUUGAGUGUCUUUCUUCGCCUCCGCUUUCGAUGAGUUUGGUUGCUUCGUGGGAGUGCCCUGAUUGCGCUCCCUCGGAAGAUGCUGCUAUUGUUUCCAUUGUAUCGGCGGUUGUCGCGGGGCCUGCCGGUGAAUUGCUCUCCAAGAUUAGGGAGAUCGAGGCCGAUGCUACGCUGUCCGAAGCCGAAAAGGCGAAGAAGCGUCAGCAGCUUCUGGGUGGGGUUGGAUCCGGUGAAACUGAUGAUGGGAAGGUGAAGGAUGAUAAUGAAUUAAUGAAUAUUCUUGGCGAGAAUAUCAAGUGCUCUUUCUGUAUGCAACUCCCUGAACGUCCUGUCACUACUUCAUGCGGGCAUAACUUUUGUUUAAAAUGUUUUGAGAAAUGGUGGGGACAAGGAAAAAGGACAUGUGCAAAGUGUAGGGAAACACUUCCGGAUGUCCCACCUAGAAUCAACUCUUCUCUUGUAUUUGCUAUGAGAAUGGCAAGAAUAUCCAAGCCUGCUGCAGCUGUGGUGCCUAGAGUGUUUCAAUAUGUGCGUAAUGAUGAUCUUCCUGAUGAAGCCUUUACAACAGAAAGGGCUAAAAAGGCAGGAAAAGCAAAUGCUAAAAGUGGAAGGAUAUUUGUCACUAUCCCAAAUGAUUUUCUUGGGCCUAUUCCUCCUGAGUAUGAUCCAUCUCGAAAUAUGGGAGUGCUGGUCGGUGACUGUUGGGCAGAUCGCAUGGCAUGUAGACAAUGGGGUGCUCACUUCCCACAUGUUAGUGGUAUUGCUGGACAAGCGAAGUACGGGGCACAAUCAGUGGUUCUUUCUGGAGGAUAUCUAGAUGAUGAGGACCAUGAAUGGUUCCUCUAUACUGGAAGUGGGGGUCGUGAUUUGAGUGGAAAUAAGCGUACAAGCAAGUAUCAGACACAUGAUCAGGCAUUUACUGGUGGAAAUGAAGCGCUUAGAUUGAGUUGCAGAAAAGGAUACCCUGUUCGUGUUGUUAGAUCUUUUAAGGAGAAGCGUUCUAACUAUGCACCUGAAAUUGGGGUUCGUUAUGAUGGUAUCUACAGAAUUGAGAAGUGUUGGGCAAAUUAUGCCACAGAGGAAGUGAACAAAAAAUUGGUUAAGUCUCCGUAUUUGGUAUGCAGGUAUUUAUUUGUUAGAUGUGACAACAGCCCUGCGCCAUGGACGAGCGAUGAGCAUGGUGAUCGACCAAGACCAUUGCCUAAUGUUCCUGAGCUAAAGGGGGCUAAGCAGUUGACAGUGAGGAAGGAAAGCCCUCACUGGGACUAUGAUGCAGAUGAAGAAUGCUGGAAGUGGAAAAUGCCUGCACCAUCCAGCAAACUAAUCAAGAAGAGAACUGGAUCUGGUCGUUCAAAGAAGAGAUCCAAGGCAAACAUUUUGAAGGAGUUCAGUUGCUUAAUUUGCCGUAAGGUGUUGACUCUUCCAGUUACAACUCCAUGUGCUCAUAACUUCUGCAAAUCUUGCUUGGAUGCCACAUUUGAGGGUCAAAAGUUUGAAAGGGAGAGAAAAGCAGGAGGUCGGUCACUACGAACCCAGAAAACUGUCAUGAAAUGCCCUUCAUGCCCAAUGGACAUCUCUGAGUUUCUUCAAAAUGCUCAGGUCAAUCGGGAAUUGAUGGGAGUGAUAGAUUCAUUAAUGCUCAAGUUCAAUCAAGAAAAGGCCGACAGUGAGGAGAGCUCUGGUGCCCUUGACGAAAAUGAGAGUGAGUCUGAAGAUGCAGAUGCAGAUAUCAGCACCUCAGAUAUUGAAGAGGAUGAAAUCAAAUCAGUGGAGGAAGAACCUGACAUGGCAAUGGAGGAGCCCCAUGGUGAGAAUGUAAUUCAUGAUGGUGAAGGUGCCUGUGAGAUACCAGAUGAAGUGAAGAUUGCGCCUUCAGCUGCCAAAAAACGAGGACGCCCAAAGAAGAGUAUUGUUGCUAAUGGUGCUGCUCCCAAAACAAGAGGAAGGAAAUCUCGCAGGGUGGCUGAAGAUGGAAAUGAUUCGCCAUCCAGUCCUCUUCAUGUCCGCUCAGACAACGAGCUAGAGUAAUUCUCAGUCAAUUUGGGAUUUAGGGGAGAAAUGUGCCAUAUGACACUGCAUUAAGAACUACAGUUUCUAUAUCUGCAGCACAGUUUUGUACAGUUUAAGCCUUUUGACCUCCAGUUGCAACCCCAACUUAGCUUAGUUGCAACAUGUUUUGUACCUUAUUGUUGCGAUGCGGUUCUUAAGGGCCGAUUGGUGGGUUGCAUCUUGUUGUAGGUACAUUAUCAUUAUCCACAGCUUCUGAAUAUCUGCGCUAUGCAGAUUAGUUCAGAAGCUUAUUAGUUUAUGUCAUUCAAACUUAUGUUAUUCAAAUCAAGCUUUUCUGCCUUUUGGUUA
Molecule: messenger RNA, 3184 nt
Organism: Chenopodium quinoa (quinoa)
Lineage: Eukaryota; Viridiplantae; Streptophyta; Magnoliopsida; Caryophyllales; Amaranthaceae
Product: E3 ubiquitin-protein ligase ORTHRUS 2-like
Biological process (GO): protein ubiquitination; negative regulation of gene expression via chromosomal CpG island methylation
Molecular function (GO): metal ion binding; ubiquitin protein ligase activity
Source: RefSeq, a predicted model, not a curated record